This is a messenger RNA of Jatropha curcas, 690 nucleotides long. Lineage: Eukaryota; Viridiplantae; Streptophyta; Magnoliopsida; Malpighiales; Euphorbiaceae. The record is from RefSeq and is a predicted model, not a curated record.
GAGCUUUUGUUGACUCACUUCUAAUCCCAGUUCCUAUUUAGCGCAUGUUACUAACUACAUUAAAUAAAUGCUCUUUUAGGACACAACGCACGAGUGAGAAAGAAACACCAGAAGUUCAAGAUUAAUUCUCCUCUUUUCUCUCCACUAAUUGAUUCCUUCAAGAUUCAAUCUUUUUCCUCUGCAACUCAAUUUAAGUAUAUUUCUGAUUCACUUCCGACGUGCACAAGCAUGGCAGGGAAAGCAGAUGACGUCAGCAUCUCUAUUUACGGAGAGGAAGAAGCUUUUGUACUAAUGAAGUCCCAAAUGCGAUCUCCAAUUCCUCAACCUACUGAGCCUGAUAAAGCCACAGAGCCAUUUUCCACUAAGCCUCCUCAAAUCCAACUAACAAAUUCAGUCGUUCAAAGAAAAUCUUCCCCAACCAGGUCUUUGUCUUCGAAGCCCCUUUAUAAUAAUAAUGAUAAUGAUAAUUCUACGCUGCCAAAAGUGGAGUCGCUUGGAUCACCACCAUCACUAGAAAAGAAUAAAGAUAAUGGUAAAAAUCCUAACGGACGUAUCAACUGGAAAUUGUUGAUACUCUUUAUCGAGUCUACUGUAUCUGUUUUUGCUAUAGGCCUUUCUAAAUAGCUAGCUUGACAGCUGAUAAUGGCAAAACCCUAGAAUUGGGGAUUUUGGAGAUAUGGAAAUGGUGCC